This is a messenger RNA of Myxocyprinus asiaticus (Chinese sucker), 3489 nucleotides long. RefSeq names its product histocompatibility (minor) 13 (gene hm13). The transcript has 12 exons. Gene Ontology annotation, molecular function: aspartic endopeptidase activity, intramembrane cleaving. Bases 183 to 1295 code for a protein of 370 amino acids. Gene Ontology annotation, biological process: membrane protein proteolysis. Gene Ontology annotation, cellular component: membrane; cytoplasmic side of endoplasmic reticulum membrane; lumenal side of endoplasmic reticulum membrane. The record is from RefSeq and is a predicted model, not a curated record. Lineage: Eukaryota; Metazoa; Chordata; Actinopteri; Cypriniformes; Catostomidae.
ACUGCAGACAGUUCACUGGACUGAUUUAGGAAACGUGGCCUUACGACUGAGCACACGUAUCAAUGAGAAACACACCGAGCUGACACACACACACCGCACUGUUCUCUCUAAAAACACACUCAGCUCACACUCACAACAGCACAUCUCUCUCUAAAGAUUACUGUAUUUACACACGCUGAAUCAUGGCUGAUGUGGAGCAGAGCGCAGCGGUGCCGGACGGGUCCAGUAACGCUUCGGAUGCGGUGAACGGGACCGCGGGCCGGUUCGUGUCCAGCGCCGAGGGCACCGCGCUGGCGUACGGCAGCCUGCUGUUCAUGGCACUGCUGCCCAUCUUCUUCGGAGCGCUCAAAUCCGUGGGCUGCUCCAAGACUAAGAAUGCUUCAGAUAUGCCCGAGACCAUCACAAGCAGAGAUGCUGCGCGCUUCCCCAUCAUUGCCAGCUGCACUCUCUUUGGCCUAUAUCUCUUUUUCAAGAUUUUCUCUCAGGAGUAUAUAAACUUACUGUUAUCCAUGUAUUUCUUCGUGCUGGGAAUAUUAGCGCUGUCACAUACAAUGAGUCCCUUCAUGUGCAGGGUUUUCCCUGCCAACCUGCCGAAUAAACAGUACCAGCUGCUGUUCACACAGGGAUCAGGAGAGAGCAAAGAGGAGAUUGUCAACUAUGAGUUUGACACUAAAGAUCUGAUCUGUUUGGCUAUCAGCAGUGUGGUGGGGGUCUGGUACAUCCUCAAGAAGCAUUGGGUAGCCAAUAACCUGUUUGGUCUGGCAUUUGCCUUGAAUGGAGUUGAGCUGCUCCACCUGAAUAAUGUGAGCACUGGCUGCAUUCUGCUGGGUGGUCUGUUCGUUUAUGAUGUGUUCUGGGUGUUUGGCACCAAUGUUAUGGUGACUGUUGCCAAGUCCUUUGAAGCCCCAAUUAAGUUGGUUUUCCCACAAGAUUUAUUGGAGAGAGGUUUGGAUGCCAGUAAUUUUGCCAUGCUGGGACUGGGAGACAUUGUCAUUCCAGGAAUCUUCAUCGCUCUGCUCCUGCGCUUUGAUGUCAGUUUAAAGAAGAACACAAGAACGUACUUCUACACCAGUUUCCUAGCGUACAUCUUCGGUCUGGGUCUUACCAUAUUCGUCAUGCACACCUUCAAACAUGCUCAGCCUGCUUUGCUCUAUCUGGUCCCUGCGUGUGUUGGGUUUCCAGUGCUGGUGGCACUUUUUAAAGGAGAACUGACCGAGAUGUUCAGGUAUGAGGAGUCGUCACCGGAGGAAGGGUCAUCAAAAGAUGAAAUAACAGAAUCUGAUAAAGACAAAUAAAAGUGCAAACAAUCCUCGUUCAUGUUCUCCAUUUGUUUGUCGCAGUGACGUGUUCAUGCAGCAGCCCGUAGCAGUCUGUUUAUGCAACAUGUUCUGUAGUUCAAACUGUUUUAAAGAUGUAUGACAGCUUUAUCAGUGCUUCUGUAUCACCCUCUUUCUGCUCAUUUCAUUGCCUUCCAAUACUCAUUGGAUUAUUUUUAUUAGAUAUUUGCUUUCAAUGGCCAGAAUUUUACUUUACAUAUAUAUAUUUAUAUAUAGAGACUGUUUGCAUGUAAGGUGUUAUUUCAUUAUGCAGUUUUAUUACAAAACUAUCUGAUAUCACACACGCCAAUCUACCCAUUCUCAAAAAGUAUUUUCUAAAUUUUUUCCAGUAAAAAAAAAAUAUGUAAACACCCUUAAACAUUUCUUAAGAACUAAAAUUGUAAAAUACUUGUUUUAAGAGAAAAUAUCUUGAAUAUCUUAACUAAAAAAAAAUUAGAAUCCAAGAUAAAUUCUCUGAAAAUGAAUAGAUUCCAAAGUGAAUUUAUCUUGUUUUAAAGAUUUAAAUGAAAAACAAGACAAAAAUACUGAUUAUGAUGUUUAGCAAUUUUAUGACUUCACUUUUUUUUUUCUUUUAUUGGGGUGGGUCUUUACUCUUGGAUUUCAUGAGGGUAUUUUCAAAUGAUAUUUAAAAGCAUUCUGAGCAUUCGUUUUAAUGUAUCUGUAGAAAUAUAGAGCAAAAAAGGGACCAAAUCUCUCCCUAUGAAAUGAUGGUUAUGUUUAAAGUUUCUGGCAUUGUCACGAUGUAGUUUAGAGGAAGGAUUGUCAGGAUAAAUGGAGCCGUUUCUAUGCCAUAUUGAGUGCAGAUUUUGUCUGUACACCUUGUGUUCAGCUCGGUUCAAUAACCAUUUUAAAAUCUCUUCUUGUUUAACCUUUCUUUUCUCAAUGUAAAAGUGCAAGUAUUGGCUUAUAAGAGGAGUAUUUUUCCUCCGUUAUUUGUUGUUGUUUUUUUUUUUUAUUUGCAUUAAACUGUGGUUUAUACUGCCAUAGAGAAGCAUAUCACCAUUGUUUGCUUGACUGCUUUGAAAUAGUUUUGAUAUUGAAAUCAAAGGAAAAUGAUUCUGUUAUCAGAGACUGUCAACAAAGGCUAUCAAGUUAUCAUAACUUAUACAUGUUCAAAUACAGUCUGCUCUCACCUUCUACUAUCAUACAUCACUAUCACCCAGUACAUUCAAAAUUUGGGAUUCUAAGUCUAAUUUACACUUUAGGAUUUUGAAUAAUUUCAAUAACAUGGAAUCAUUAUGGCAUUAAAUGAAUUUGUUUCCACACUGUUUCUAAUUGAAUGUUGGCCAAUUUAUGACAUGUUUAAAGGAAUAUUUUACCAAAAAUGAAAAUUCUCUCAUUUACUUACACAUUUUGGAUGGAAUGAGGGUAUGACUUUCUGUGUAUGAGUUUGCUGAACACAAACUAAGAUGUUUAGAAGAAUAUCUCAGCUCUGUAGGUCCAUAUAAUACAAGUGAAUGGGUGUCAAAAUUCUCCAGUAGUAAAGAAAAGCAGCAUAAAAGUAAUCCAUAUAACUCUGGUGGUAAAAUACAGGUCUUCUGAAGCGAUCUGAUAUGUGUGGUUGAGAAAGAGAUCAAUAUUUAAGUCCUUUUUACUAUCAAUCUCCACUUUCACGUUCACAUUCUUUUGUUUUAGACGAUUCACAUUCUUUAUGCAUAUCACCACCUACUGGUCAGAGCUGAUAAACGGUGGAGAUUUAUAGUAAAAAAAAAAAGACUUAAAUAUUGAUCUGUUUCUCACCCACAACUAUCAUAUCACUUCUAAAGACAUGGAUUAAUCCAAUGGAGUCGUAUGGAUUACUUUUAUGUUGCCUUUGUGCUUUUUGGAGCUUAAAAAUUUUGGUUCCCAUUCACUUGCAUUGUAAUGAUCUACAGAGCUGAGAUAUUCUUCUAAAAAUCUUCAUUUGUGUUCAGAAAGGAAGUCAAACACAUCUGGGAUGGCAUGAGGGCGAGUAAAUGAUAAGUGAAAUUUAAUUUUUGUGUGAACUACCCUUAUAACACUUGCGCAGAUGGUCAGAUUUCCUUGCUUUCAUUGAUGCACACAAGAUGCUCUUUUGGACAUUCUCAAAUCAUGCUGGAUAAUAUGAUCAUCAGGUUUUGUACAUGCCAGCUCCAAUGCAUGUUGUCAUUAAAGCAAAAGGGUGACCAUUCAA